Eurytemora carolleeae is the source of this 1154-nucleotide messenger RNA. RefSeq names its product arrestin homolog. Gene Ontology annotation, biological process: G protein-coupled receptor internalization; signal transduction. Lineage: Eukaryota; Metazoa; Arthropoda; Copepoda; Calanoida; Temoridae. Gene Ontology annotation, molecular function: G protein-coupled receptor binding. The record is from RefSeq and is a predicted model, not a curated record. Bases 55 to 405 code for a protein of 116 amino acids. Gene Ontology annotation, cellular component: cytoplasm. The transcript has 3 exons.
AUAUAAGUAGAUAUAUAUAAUAUAUUUUAGUUUAGAUAUAUAUUCUUGUAAAGAAUGAACGAAAAAUCGACUGGAAGCAAACCCAAACAAACUAGGCAAAAGGUUUCCCGGUUGUAUAAAAAGUGUUCUACGGAUGGGGAUCUAACAAUAUUCCUACCAAAACGAGAACUCAAGAUGGACGGGGAGACAGGGCAGAUAGGAAACCUGGAGGGGAUUGUAAUAAUCUCGGAGAACCUGGCUAAGAAAGAUAAAGUCAAUGUGUUUAUUCAGUUUAGUCUAGAGCUGAGGUAUGGAAGAGAGGACGAGGAACUCAUGGGUUUACAGUUCUGUAAUGAGAUGAUAAUUGCAAACCAGAGAAUAUAUCCAGUUGAUCCGGAACAGGUUGGGUAUAUAUGUAUAUACUAGCUGAAGUGCCCGGCGUUGUCCGUGGAAUUCAAAAGAAAUUCGACUUUUGAAAGAAAGAAAAAUUUUUCGAAUUUAUGUUAUAUGUUACCUCCGGGUUCCUUCAACAAAUUUCAGCCAAUUUUAUCCAUCCGUUGGGCCUGCUAUAGCUAACAUUUAAAUAUAUAUAUACUUAUAUGAGCAAAGAGCUUUAUUAUAAUGCUAGUUAUAAAUAGAGGAGAAGAAAGAUAGAUUGGAAAGAUGAGGAUAGGAUAUAUAGACGACAAGGAUCAGGAUAUAUGAGUAGGAUCAGGAUAGAUUAAGAGGAUCAGGAAAGAUGAGAAGGAUCAGAAUAGAUGAGAAGGAUCAGGAUAGAUGAGAAGUAUCAGGAUAGAUUGGAAAAAUAGGAUCUGAAUGGAUGAGAAGGAUCAGAAUGAAUGAGAAGGAUCUGGAUAGAUGAGAAGUAUCAGGAUAAAUUGGAAAAAUCAGGAUAGAUGACAAGGAUCUGGAUGGAUGAGAAGGAUCAGAAAGAAUGAGAAGGAUCAGGAUAGAUGAGAAGGAUCAGGAUAGAUGAGAACAAUAAGGAUAGAUGAGAAUGAUAAGGAUAGAUGAGAAGGAUCAGGAUAGAUGAGAUGGAUCAGGAUAGAUGACAAGGAUCUGGAUAGAUGACAAGGAUCUGGAUAGAUGAGAAGGAUCAGGAUAGAUGAGAAGGAUCAGGAUAGAUGAGAAGUAUCAGGAUAAAUUGGAAAAAUCAGGAUAGAUGAAAAGGAUAA